Messenger RNA from Coffea eugenioides, 3930 nucleotides. Its product is annotated as LRR receptor-like serine/threonine-protein kinase RCH1. Gene Ontology annotation, biological process: protein phosphorylation. NCBI's taxonomy places the organism in Eukaryota, Viridiplantae, Streptophyta, Magnoliopsida, Gentianales, Rubiaceae. The record is from RefSeq and is a predicted model, not a curated record. Bases 408 to 3668 code for a protein of 1086 amino acids. The transcript is spliced from 2 exons. Gene Ontology annotation, molecular function: protein kinase activity; ATP binding; receptor serine/threonine kinase binding.
GAGUAAAUGCCAUGCCUGUGCAUUGAAAUUUUCCUAGUAAAGGUACAAGGUAAACAGUACCAUAAUAGAACUAUAAAACAUCCAUAAAGGUAUGCUUGCACUCCCAACAUUUCCACAUCAUCACAUCAAAGCUGAGCCAUCUGAUAUCUCUCUCUCUCUCUCUCUCUCAUAUGCACUGUUACUGAUAGAACUUGACAAAAUCUGUGUGGAAGAGGAUUUGUUUGCCUUUAUGCUGAUGCAAAAAGGUUCAAGGACAUCAGUUUAUUAUAUAAUUCAUGAAAGAAACCAAUGGUAUUUCAACACUGCUGCCAUGAUAGAGAUAUCAUUCCAGAAGUUCUUUUGUAAAUGCAGUGCUAAUCCAGAACAAGCUGUAAAAGAAUACUAGAGAGUACAACAACUUUCUCAUCAUGCCAAACAGAGAGAUUACCAUCCUUCUAUAUCUGAGUGCUUCUUUAUUCCCUGCCAUCUUUGCUUUGAACCAAGAAGGUCUCUCUCUCUUGUCAUGGCUUGCAACCUUCAACUCUUCCUCUUCUGCCAAUUUCUUCUCUUCUUGGGAUGUAACUCAUCAAAAUCCAUGCAAAUGGGAUUACAUCAAAUGCACUAGCGGUGGUUUUGUUUCCGAAAUCACUAUCACUUCGAUCAAUCUUCCCACUUCACUUCCUAGUCAAGUCCUCUCAUUCAACUUUCUUACUGUCCUUGUACUCACAAAUGGAAACCUGACAGGAGAAAUCCCACCAGCCAUUGGAAAUAUGUCGUCUCUGGCCACAGUAGACCUCAGUUUUAAUGCUCUAACAGGGAUGAUACCACCUGAAAUAGGAAAGUUACCGAAUUUGCGGGUACUGUCAUUGAAUUCGAAUUCGUUGCAUGGUGGAAUACCUGAAGAAAUAGGAAACUGCUCACACCUGAGGCAGCUUGAACUUUUUGACAACCAGUUUUCUGGAAAACUUCCCGUGGAAAUCAGCCACCUAAAUGCUCUGGAAAUCUUUCGUAUUGGUGGCAAUAUUGGAAUUCAUGGAGAAAUUCCAGUGGAAAUAUCAAAGUGCGUAAACUUAACUAUUUUGGGUCUUGCAGAUACUGGGAUAUCAGGUCAGAUUCCGCAUAGUAUUGGAGAACUGAAGAAUCUCAAGACUCUUUCAGUAUAUACAGCAAAUCUGACUGGUGAGAUCCCACCAGAAAUUGGUAAUUGCUCAGCAUUGGAAAAUCUUUUUAUCUAUGAAAAUCAAAUUUCUGGAGGACUACCAGUUGGGAUGGGAAUGCUUAAGAAUCUAAGAAGGUUGUUGGUGUGGCAGAACAACCUGAGAGGUUCCAUUCCAGAAGAUCUAGGAAACUGUUCAAGCUUGACAGUGAUCGACUUAUCUUUGAAUUUUCUGAGUGGAGAGGUACCUUCUUCCCUUGAAAAUUUGAUCACACUGGAGGAGCUCCUCUUGUCUGAUAAUUCUAUUUCUGGUGGAAUUCCAGAGUACAUUGGCAACUUUUCUAGCUUGACGCAACUUGAAGUGGAUAACAACAAUUUUUCUGGCGAGAUUCCAAGAACUAUUGGGAACUUAAUGGAGCUUAAUUUGUUCUUUGCCUGGCAGAAUCAGCUGAAUGGAAGCAUACCAGCCGAAUUAGCCAAUUGCCAGAAGCUUCAAAGCUUGGACCUUUCUCACAACUACCUCACUGGAUCAGUUCCAAAGAAUCUGUAUAAUCUGAGGAACUUGUCUAAGCUGCUGCUGCUUUCCAAUCUGCUUUCUGGAGGACUUCCACCAGACAUUGGCAAUUGUACCAGCCUAAACCGAUUGAGAUUAGGAUCAAACAUGUUUGAUGGUCAAAUUCCUUCAGAAAUUGGGCUCUUACAAAAUUUGGGCUUCCUCGAGUUGGCAGAAAAUCAAUUUACUGGAGCUAUUCCUUUUGAAAUUGGAAAUUGCAUGCAGCUGGAAAUGAUCGAUCUCCAUGAGAAUAAGCUUGAAGGCACAGUUCCUCUAUCUUUUGUCUCACUAUCUCAACUGAAUGUGUUGGAUCUUUCAAUGAAUAGAAUUUCAGGCAACAUCCCCGAAAGUAUAGGCAAGCUCACAUCAUUAAAUAAACUUUUACUGAAUGGAAAUAACAUCAACGGUUUGAUACCUAAGUCAUUAGGCCUCUGUAAGGACUUACAGUUGCUGGAUGUAAGCAGAAAUAGUAUCAGUGGUUUAAUCCCAGAUGAGAUUGGUCAACUGCAAGGGUUAGAUAUCCUAUUGAACUUAAGCUGGAAUUUCUUGAUAGGGCCCAUCCCAGAAAGCUUUUCAAAUUUUUCAAAGCUAGCAAACAUGGACCUUUCCCACAACAUGUUGGCAGGAAGCUUGAGAGCACUUGGUAACCUUGACAAUCUUGUUUCCUUGAAUGUUUCCUACAACAAUUUUUCAGGUGUACUUCCCAAUACGAAACUCUUUCAUGAUCUCCCAAAUGCUUCUUUUGCUGGUAACCAAGAGCUCUGCAUUAACAGAGACCGAUGUUACUUCAGUGGAAACCAGAACAGGAAGUCCAUCAGGAACCUCACUGUCUUAGUUGUUCUCAGUGUUGUUUUGACUAUUAUAAUCUUCACAGUUGGAGCAAUCUUCUACAUUAGAGGUCAUGAUGAGAUAUGCAGAAAGAGUGAUGAAGAGACUGGACUCCAGUGGGAUUUCACGCCAUUCCAGAAGCUGAACUUCUCUGUCAAUGAUAUUUUAGGAAAGCUUACUGAAUCUAACAUUGUUGGGAAGGGUGGCUCAGGUGUUGUUUAUCGAGUGGAGAUCCCAGUACGGCAGUUUAUUGCCGUAAAAAAACUUUGGCCCAAGAAGAUUGGAGAAAUUCCGCAGAGGGACUUGUUUUCUGCAGAAGUUAGAGCACUGGGAUCAAUCAGGCACAAAAAUAUUGUGAGACUUCUGGGCUGCUGUAACAAUGGAAAAACUAGAUUGCUAUUGUUUGAUUACAUCAGUAAUGGGAGUUUGGCAAAAGUUCUUCAUGGUAAGAUGAUAUACUUGGAUUGGGAUGCAAGGUAUAAAAUCAUACUUGGAGCAGCUGAUGGUUUGGCUUAUCUGCACCAUGACUGUAUCCCUCCAAUUGUUCACCGCGAUAUCAAGGCCAACAAUAUUUUGGUUGGUCCACAGUAUGAAGCUUUCCUCGCUGAUUUUGGACUGGCAAAGCUUGUAGAUUCAGCAGAUUAUUCGAGAGCUUCAAACAUUGUGGCGGGUUCCUAUGGCUAUAUUGCUCCUGAAUAUGGAUACAGUAUGAGAAUCACAGGGAAGAGUGAUGUAUACAGCUAUGGCAUUGUGCUUCUUGAAGUCCUAACAGGGAUGGAACCAAAUGAUCCCAGGAUUCCAAAUGGUGCCCACAUUGUCACUUGGGUUCAACGGGAGAUGCGAAUAAAGCACAGAGAAUUUACGUCAAUUCUUGAUCAACAGCUACUUCUACUGUCUGGAACACAAACACAAGAAAUGCUUCAAGUGCUUGGGGUGGCUCUACUCUGUGUGAACCCCAGUCCUGAUGAUAGACCAACAAUGAAAGAUGUUACGGCAAUGCUCAGAGAAAUCAGGCAUGAGAAUGAGGAUUUUGAGAAGCCAAAUUCUCUGCAGAAAGCAAUGGUUUCCAACACCAAAGCAGCGGUUCAUUGUUCUAGUUUCUCAAGAUCUUCUGAACCCCUAAUUAGAUCUCCCUCCCAGCGGUCAGAAUAGUUAGAUCUCAUUCAUUGUCGGGAUUUUUUUUUUUUGGUCCUUUGAUUCUUUCCAAGUUACUAAUAAACUGUAUAGGUAGAUAAAAAAAAUUUUCUUGUCAGAUUAACACUCCAUUUCGUCAUUGUAUUAUGAUUUCAGAGUUUCCACCUCCUAAUAACUUGAUUAAGAUUUAAUUUGUUUAGGUAGGGAGGAUUCAAAUCCCAUGAUCUGAUUCCAAGGAGCUGUAACUUGAUUGAAGCACUUUACAAAACCAUUCCCUUUC